Molecule: messenger RNA, 2143 nt
Organism: Zophobas morio
Lineage: Eukaryota; Metazoa; Arthropoda; Insecta; Coleoptera; Tenebrionidae
Product: U3 small nucleolar RNA-associated protein 4 homolog
Exons: 6
Coding region: 92-2128 (678 amino acids)
Biological process (GO): maturation of SSU-rRNA from tricistronic rRNA transcript (SSU-rRNA, 5.8S rRNA, LSU-rRNA)
Cellular component (GO): 90S preribosome; t-UTP complex; small-subunit processome
Molecular function (GO): RNA binding; protein binding
Source: RefSeq, a predicted model, not a curated record
GACACUAAAAUUUCUGUUGUGGUAAAUACACACGUGAGUAAUUGUGAGGUUAUGUGUAACUCUUAUAAAUAGUAGUUUUUUCGGCUAGAAAAUGGGUGAUUUAAAGAAUCCGAAAAUGCACAAUGUGCGUUUUUACAAACCAAAGCCCAAGGCAGUGUACUGUAUGGCGAUCCAGCCGCACAACAAAAAAUUGGCUCUUUCAAGAGCCGACGCUAGCUUAGAAAUUUGGAACUUAACCCACACACCCUUCAUCGAACGUACAAUAGCCAGUUCCACCGAAAACUUCAGUAUAGAGGGGUUAGCGUGGUGCGAUUCACGUCUUUUCAGCGUAGGGCUGCACGGUCUCUUGAUAGAGUACGACUUAUACAAACUGGAAGUGAAAAGUAGGGCCGUGGUGACAGGCGAGGCCGCGUUUUGUCUCGAUAUAAACAAAGACAAAUCGCGGAUAGCCAUUGGAACGGAACAGGGUUAUUUGAACAUUUUCCAAAUCCAGGAAGAGGAGGUUUUUUUUGAGAAGUUCUUGGACAAGCAAGAGGGGCGCAUUUUGUGUUUGAAAUUCGACCAUUCUGGGGAGUAUAUAGUGUCCGGGAGUUUGGACGCGUUACGGAUUUGGAGCGUCCGCACUAAUCAAGCCCUUUAUAAAAUGAUUACGGGCCGUGCUGAACACAACAAGCCCACGAUCGUGUGGUGCCUCACCAUCACCCAAGACUUCUCUAUAAUUAGUGGAGACUCCAGGGGUGUUCUCACCGUGUGGGACGGCAAAGUGGGGGCUCAGCUUGAAAGCUACCAGUCGCACAGAGCUGACAUCCUCGCGCUGUGUCUAUCAGAAGACGAGGAGUCCCUCUACUGCGCCGGGGUGGACCCCAACAUUGUCAAUUACGUCCGGGUUAAAGUCAAGGAUGAUUCCCAGAAAUGGGUGCGCAGCGUCCAGCGUAAAAUCCACGACCACGACGUGCGCGCGCUUGCCCUUGAUGGUAACAAGUUAUAUUCCAGCGGCGUCGACGGUUACUUAGCUUGCAGUUACCCCCCUAAAACCUUGUCAAAGUUCGCGCCGAUUUUGCAAGCCCCUUGCGUCACACUAUGCUCCAAAGCGCGCUACGUCAUGUUGCGGUACCCCAAAUUCAUCGAAGUGUGGACUUUGGGGGAAAGUGGGGGCGAAAAAGACAAGCGCACGGGGAUGUUCACCGUAGAUAAACGACCCCAGAAAUUAGUUUUAGUGCAAAAGGUGGUUAAAGUAGACGACAAUGACAGAAAAGAGGGGAUUCUAUGUGCGACGAUGUCCGACGAUGGGGGUUUAAUUUUGUACAGUACUAGAUUAGGUGUUAGAUUAUUAAAACUAGUUAGGGAGGAAUCACUGAAGUUGGUACCCGUGGAAACUGAAGGCUGGGGGGAAGUACCGUGCGUGGGCGCCAUUUUCGCCCAAAGUCGCUUAAUCGUGGCGCCCAAUAUCGGUGGCUUGCAAGUGGUGGAAAUCGCCAAUGAUAGAGCCGUCGUGACGCAGACCAUCAACACCCAGUCAGACAUGGAGGAUACGAUUGCGUUGUUGGGCGUGUCCGGCGACUCCCAGUUUUUGGUGGGGGGCGACGUCAAGGGAAAUGUCGCGGUCUGGACUUUAAAGAAUAAUCACUACGUCAGUUAUUGUAAAGUACCAAGGUACAAAUCGGCGCCGACGGCUUUGGGGAUUCACCCGAAGGUGCCGAAUUUGGUGGUGGCCUAUUCUGACGGGCACGUGAUCGAGUUCGACCUGUCCCGGCGCGAGUUGACGAAAUUUUCGCGGUCCUUGUCGAAGAGCCCCCCCAAGUCGCUCGCUUCGCGCGCCUCCGUCGUCCGGUCCGUCGCCUUCGACCCCCGCGCCGACCGCACCAUACUGCUGCAGGACGACGACAACGUCAUCGUCAUCGAUAAGGAGAAGACAAUCGACAACAAGAACAAGUCUCCGAAGGUCCAAAAAAUUGAAGAAGGGGCCAAAACUCAACAAUUCGACUGCCGUUCCGUCAAGAAACACAAGCACCUGGUGCACCUCGGCUGGGUCUCGCAGGACGAACUAGUGGCCGUGGAAGUCAACCCCGUGAGUUUGACCGAGCAUCUCCCGCCCUGCCUCGUCCAGAACACCUUCGGCAGAAAAUAAAUUUCUCGAACUGUG